Heterocephalus glaber (naked mole-rat) is the source of this 9763-nucleotide messenger RNA. Its product is annotated as cAMP and cAMP-inhibited cGMP 3',5'-cyclic phosphodiesterase 10A. Gene Ontology annotation, molecular function: protein binding; 3',5'-cyclic-nucleotide phosphodiesterase activity. Gene Ontology annotation, biological process: signal transduction. The record is from RefSeq and is a predicted model, not a curated record. Lineage: Eukaryota; Metazoa; Chordata; Mammalia; Rodentia; Bathyergidae.
GGAAGGGGAGGGUUCUCUGGAGACCUUGCAGGCCUGGUAAAGCUACCUCAGGAGCUGCAGGUUGAAGUAUGACCGGGGUCCCAGUGGCGAAGGGCUGGGCUUAGCCAAGGACCCUUUACAAAGAACAGUGCUCUGAGGACUGAGCAGGCAAGAAGGCCACCUUCCUGGUACGGCUGGUAUUCUUUGUGGCUGAUUUCUGGCAGAGUCAUCAACAGGAGCCCAGCUCAGACAGGGACCAUACUUGGUAAGUCAGGGAGAAGAAGUUAGAAGCAAUAGUGGACAGUGAUAGUAACAUGGCUGUGUGAUUGACUGUACACGUGGGAGAUGCUGGACUCCUUAGUUUCUGGAUUGAAACCACUGGGCAAUGGCCAGAGAACAAGGUAUCAGAAUUGAGCACCUAGAGUGUGUCCUGCACAGUCCUAGGUAGGAGGGAUCUCAGCUUAUGUGGUAGCUGCUAUUUAAUAAUGUAGACAAUGAAACAAACAAGAAAAAAAAAUCAAAAGAGCUGGGCAGUGAAUAAAAACUGAGAGCGGACUCAGUUUGUCUAUGAAGGUGACUCUGGGCAGGAACAGUUAAACAGGGGUCUGAGUGGCACAGAACAGACUGCUCCAGGCAGAGGUUACUCUGGGCUGGAGGCCGAAUGAAGGCCUUGUUGCUGGAGCUCAGAGCCAAGCAGAAUGCUGGAAUGUAACGGAGCCACAGAGGCAGAUGGGCCAGAGCAGGGCUUUGUAAGUCAGAGGGAAAACUGUAUUUUACUCCCCAUACUGAGGGGAGCUCUUGGAAGGUUCAGAGCCUGUUGUGGGCUGUGUUCUUCUCUCCGAAACUCAUCCUGUCCUGGAAGUAGGGAGACCACAGAGGCCACUACAGUUGUCAAGACAGGAGAUGCAGGUGACUCAGGUUAGGGUGGUUAGGAUAACAGUGAAAUGUGGGGGCACGGGAGGUGUUCAGAGACAGCAGGUGGUUUGGACAUGUGGAGCAAAGGCGGAGAGGACUCAGUGUGCAUGCCUGGGUGUCUGCAGGAAAGAAUGCUACCUGGUGGCGCUGUUUCCAGGGAGAGGCCUGCAGAAGAGCAUGGGCGGCACUAGGAUCAGAUUUUGGGGCUGGCAGUGAAAAGGCUGGGUUGCCUGCCUACUGCACAGUGCUGGUAUAGAAGAUGUGAAAAAGUCAGUUAGACAUACAAAAUUUAGAAACAGAAGACUGACCAGACUGGAGAGUAGAAACUGUAAUACCGGCAUUUAAAGUCAUAGGAUUGGAUAACCAUAGGGAGGCUAUGUAGAUGCUUCAUGUGAACUUUGAACACCCCAGUCGACACACACGUAGAGUUGAUGGUUGAACAAUAUCUUGAUGCAAUGUAAGGGCUCCACUAAAGCUUGAGGAAUGAAAGGACAGCCCUCCAGAAUGCUGUGGCAUGAAUCGGAUUACAAAUAGAUUUGUGACUCCUUAGCACCAAGGUAAUAGUGGAGAAUGGAAAUUGGAAAUGAACGGUGGAAGUGAGAAGAGGGCAAGGACAGACGUGAUAGAGAAAGGAAGAAGAACUGGGGAAUGCCCUGAACAGGAGUGGUCUGAGCAGGAGGAGGUGAUAUGGAACAGAAUUUGCCAUGGAUCUCAAAAGAGGAACCUCAAGACAGAAGAGGCCAGGUGCCCCAGAGGUCAAGUUUGACAGAUGAAAAGGUGAAGGCAUACCUAUCUCUUCAUCCCCAGGUGUUAGAUGAGUUUGUAUCUGAAAGUGUUAGUGCAGAGACUGUAGAGAAAUGGCUGAAGAGGAAAAACAACAAACUUGAAGAUGACUCGGCUCCUAAGGAAGUCAGCAGGUACCAAGAUACAAAUAUGCAAGGAGUUGUAUAUGAGCUAAACAGCUACAUAGAACAACGAUUGGAUACAGGAGGAGACAACCAUUUGCUCCUCUAUGAGUUGAGUAGCAUCAUUAAAGUAGCCACGAAAGCUGAUGGAUUUGCACUGUACUUCCUUGGAGAGUGCAAUAAUAGUCUGUGCAUGUUCACACCACCUGGAAUAAAGGAAAGAAAACCCAGGCUCAUCCCUGCAGGGCCCAUAACCCAGGGCACUACUAUCUCUGCUUAUGUGGCCAAGUCCAGGAAAACAUUGCUCGUAGAAGACAUCCUUGGGGAUGAACGUUUUCCAAGAGGUACUGGACUAGAAUCAGGGACUCGUAUCCAGUCUGUUCUCUGCUUGCCAAUUAUCACUGCGAUUGGUGAUUUGAUUGGCAUCCUGGAGCUGUACCGGCACUGGGGCAAGGAAGCCUUCUGCCUCAGUCAUCAGGAGGUUGCAACAGCAAAUCUUGCCUGGGCUUCAGUAGCAAUACAUCAGGUGCAGGUAUGCAGGGGUCUUGCCAAGCAGACUGAAUUGAAUGACUUUCUACUAGAUGUAUCAAAAACGUAUUUUGAUAACAUAGUCGCAAUAGAUUCCCUACUUGAACACAUAAUGAUAUAUGCAAAAAACCUGGUGAAUGCCGAUCGUUGUGCACUUUUCCAGGUAGACCAUAAGAACAAGGAGUUGUAUUCAGACCUUUUCGAUAUUGGAGAGGAAAAAGAAGGAAAACCCGUCUUCAAGAAGACCAAAGAGAUAAGAUUUUCCAUUGAGAAAGGAAUCGCUGGUCAAGUGGCAAGAACAGGGGAAGUCCUGAACAUCCCAGAUGCCUAUGCGGAUCCACGCUUUAACAGAGAAGUGGAUUUGUACACGGGCUACACCACCCGGAAUAUCCUGUGCAUGCCCAUUGUGAGCCGAGGUAGUGUGAUUGGGGUAGUGCAGAUGGUGAACAAAAUCAGUGGCAGUGCCUUCUCCAAGACGGAUGAGAACAAUUUCAAGAUGUUCGCUGUCUUCUGUGCCCUGGCCUUACACUGUGCUAACAUGUAUCAUAGAAUUCGGCACUCAGAGUACAUUUAUCGGGUAACUAUGGAAAAGCUGUCCUAUCAUAGCAUUUGCACCGCGGAAGAGUGGCAAGGACUCAUGCAUUUCACACUCCCUGUACGACUCUGCAAAGAAAUCGAACUAUUCCACUUUGACAUUGGUCCUUUUGAAAAUAUGUGGCCUGGAAUUUUUGUCUAUAUGGUUCAUCAGUCCUGUGGGACAUCCUGCUUUGACCUUGAAAAGUUGUGCCGUUUCAUUAUGUCUGUGAAGAAGAACUACCGGCGAGUGCCAUACCACAACUGGAAGCAUGCGGUCACAGUGGCACACUGUAUGUACGCCAUCCUGCAGAACAAUGAUGGCCUCUUCACUGACCUCGAGCGCAAAGGACUGCUAAUCGCCUGCCUGUGUCAUGACCUGGACCACAGGGGCUUUAGUAACACCUAUCUGCAGAAAUUCGACCACCCCUUGGCAGCACUGUACUCCACCUCCACAAUGGAGCAGCACCACUUCUCCCAGACGGUGUCCAUCCUGCAGCUGGAAGGACACAACAUCUUCUCGGCCCUGAGCUCCAGUGAGUAUGAGCAGGUGCUGGAGAUCAUCCGCAAAGCCAUCAUCGCCACAGAUCUUGCUUUGUACUUUGGAAACAGGAAACAGUUGGAAGAGAUGUACCAGACCGGAUCUCUAAACCUUCAUAAUCAGGCACAUAGAGACCGUGUAAUUGGCUUGAUGAUGACAGCCUGUGACCUUUGUUCUGUGACAAAACUGUGGCCAGUUACAAAGUUGACGGCAAAUGAUAUAUAUGCAGAAUUCUGGGCAGAGGGUGAUGAAAUGAAGAAAUUGGGAAUACAGCCCAUACCUAUGAUGGACAGAGACAAGAAAGAUGAAGUCCCACAAGGCCAGAUUGGAUUCUACAAUGCUGUGGCCAUUCCCUGCUAUAGUACACUGACCCAGAUCCUGCCUCCCACAGAGCCUCUCCUCAAAGCCUGCAGGGAUAAUCUGAGUCAGUGGGAGAAGGUGAUUCGAGGGGAGGAGACUGGACUGUGGAUCUCAGCCCCAGCCCCAGCCUCACCCCCAGCCCCAGUGGCAGAGGGGACUUCUGAGAAGCAUCCUGUGAAGGAUUGAUGGUCACACACCGGGCGUUCCACCCAGCGGUUCUCAUCGUGCUUCUUUGGCGCUUUUUCCUUUUAUUUUUGACUGGGAAAACCUACACCUGGUGGCUGCAGUGCAAACUCUUGGAGAAGGGAACAUCAGUAUCUCUGGGGAGCAGCCAGUUUCCUGCCAAGCUCAUGGCACAUGCCACAGACAGUGAGCAGCCAGGCCUGCCCUGUGUUGAACAUCAGCAGGCCAGCGACUCCACCGGACUCUCAAGCCCCUUUGUAAUAGGCUGACCUUGUGGAGACCUUACUGGGAAGGGAAAGAGAUCACUCUGAAGGGUACUCCCCCUUGUGUCUUUCCACAAGGGUGUAAAUGGUACUACUCUGGUAUUGUACUUUGGCUUUAACACCAAUGUUGCUUUGUUAUUGUUGGUUAUAAGUAGGGUUCUUUUACACAUUACUGUUGUGAAUGUUCGUGUGUGAUCUUCAUAUGGUUAACUUGAGUUGUAGCCCACAGCCUCAGGACAGUGUCACGAAGGGAACAGUGUAAGAAGUGAUAGGAAAAAGUCAAGUUCUUGUUCCACAGCCUCAUGAUUUCAGAUGGACCACAAUGCAUUCUCUAAGGUGUGUUAUAGCAGAGGGUGCAGGUGAAUCCCUUGCACACUAAAGGAAGUGUACUCUUGUCCUGUGAAAAGAUCCGGGUACACAUCCCCAUAAAUCUUUUUUUUUUGUAUAUCCUUUUAUUGGUACAUUUUAGGUGUACAUCCCUAUAAAUCUUACCACUUCCACUCUCGGUUCAAAAGAUGUCAAGGAAUUUUCCAAACAGUUUUUCUUCGUAGUAGUUGUGGUAAAUUUACUGAACUCUUUGCAUAAAGAACAAAAUAAAAGCAAGGCAUACUAUUUUUUUAAACAAGUCUUGUGAAUAUAAAAUGUUAACUUUUAAUAAUGAUUCUAUUUUUACUUUGUGUCAUGGCAACAUUUUUGACUCAUUCAAAAUAAAAGGUUUAUUUUAAAAAUUAUUUCAUUAAAUUAUCAUACAUUUCUCUUAAAAUCAUAUUACCCUCUCAAGUGUUAGUCUUCUGUAAUUUACUCUAGGCAGCUGCAUUGGUCCCAUUUGUCCCUCUGUCACUGCCCCAUCAUGCCUGGUGGUCACUCUGCAGCCAGCAGGAGGAGGCAGCAGUGCCACCACAAUGUCCCUUGUGUUUGUCCCCUUCUGCUCUUCUCGCAGGUCAAACAUCCAUAGAGGAGCCUAUGGUUUGGAUAGCUUCUUGUGAAUGACUUUUGACAGAUUAAUGCUACUGUGCAAUGUCAGGACGGUCUCUGGCCCUCUUCUACAGGUGACAAGACAGUCACCUCUGGUACAUGUCAGCACUUUGAGGGCUGUUGUCACAGUGAUCCAGUGAUACCUGAAUCUGCACUUCAGUUCGCACCUGAAUGGAUCAGAGUCACAGGCCAAUGCACAACAAAUAACUUGUUCCUAUUCUCGUAGCCAGAAUAUUAAUUUAAAAAAUAAAAUUCUAAAACAAUGUUUCUUCAAACUCGAUACUGUCCACAUUGCUGUCCACAUGAGCUUGGUUUUUUCCAGAUGAAAUCAGGUUGCUACAGCAUGUUUUAUUUAUGGUGUAGCAGAGGUGGCUAUAUGCAAACAGUGUUCCUAUUUUAGAUUAGCACUAUAUGUUCAGUUUCCAUAUGGGCUUCUUAGGUUACCAUCUUCCCUACAUGGAACUCCAUUGUAUGUAAUAUGAAAACAAACAUAAUGAUGAGUGAAGGCCUAUACACACAUGUAUGUAUGUAAUGUAUGUAGACACACACAUCAAUGUAUAUAUGAUCCACACUCAUGUAUGUAGGCAUACACCUGUAUGUAUAUUUAUAUGAUACACACACAUACACAUACGAACAAAGAGAGAUAGGGAGAAAGAAGCAAACCCGUGAAAAAUAAAAAUCACCCCUCUGCUCCCAAGCAGUGGUUUUUAUGUUGGGAAAUGUCUGGGGCUUGAUACUAAGUGACUGGAAUGUGUCAUUUUCACAUUUGUACAUUCAUAAGACUGACACCAGUAAGUUGCAUGUUUUCCCCCUACAAACUUAUGAAACUGGAUCCCAUCGCAUACAGCUUUAAUCACACAAGUUAAUUUAGUCAUCUGAUAUAAGUUGGAAGCUGAAUUUCAGAAGAGGGUAUCAUUUAGCAUUGCUUAACUAAAAGGAUUUUAAAGGAAUGCAAGGAUUUUAAGAAUCCAAAGGAUUUUAAAGGAAUUGUGCCUCUUGUUGCGGAAUAGAAUCAUGGGGGUGGAAAUCGCGCGGCUUCUUUGCAUCUUGAGGUGGCUGUUCUAAUAAGAAUAUUACAGAAAUUUCCCUUACUUUGAUAUAGCCAAGUGUAUUGUGAAAGAUGACCCAAGGGAAUGCACACAUAUCUGUUGGGUGGUUAACUUCUUGAGAGAUACUGUUAUGAUCGAAGCACAGUUUGAACAAUGGACUCUAUGCUACUACAAACCAUUGACAUAGUUUUUACCAUACGUAGGACUUAAUUAGGAAGCAAAUAUUUACCUAACAUAGAAGAGCCCAGGAUGUGGUGAUACCUAGUUAAUACUAACUUGUUUGGGAAAACAUUUAUUCAACAGUGUUUUUACAUUUUGACAAAAUAUAUUUCUCAGACCAACUUUUGAGUUCUGGUUCUCAUCUUUCCCCCAGAUCUUUUCACAAAUGGUAAUGUGAUACCAGAAACCAGGCAGAUGAUUUUUUGUUACCAAAAGUUUCUAAUGAAUUUCUCAUUGAUAUGGUACUUCAUAGUUGGCCAAGUUUCUAUUGUUCAAUAUAAAUUUGGUAAACAGUUAUGAGUAUAUAUAGAAUGUUCAAUUUGCAGAAAUUUAUAUUGACUUAUUAUAGACAAAAUUUCCAGACCUCAUGAAUAUACUUUUUAACUAAAAAUGUUGUUGGAAAUAUAAAUGCAUCCCAACCAUGACAUGAAAUGUCUUUAAAAAAUGCAGGCACCCUAUUAAUUAGUAGUUAACUCUGUGAAUUAGUUAACUAGGAAAACUCAAAAGGGAAUACAAUGGGUGUGGAAACUAGCUAUCAAAAAUAGCUCUUUUACUAUUACCCAUUUUUAGUUAUGUCCAAGAAGCAUGUGAGAAACCAGUGUCGGAAUGAGACCCAGUGGGAAGCCUGGAGGUCACUGUGCCCGUUCCUGGCCUCCCUUGUGGAGACGGACAUGCACAGGGGUCAUGGCUGUGGCUCCUGGUGCUUGUUCCUAUAGCAACAAAAGCAGACUAAUUUAAAAAUAGAUUUGUUCUGUGUAGGUUUCCCCUCUUUCGCAUGUUUAAAAGUUUUUAAUUUAUACAAUCUCAGUGAAUGUUGCUUUAGUGGUGUGUUCAUAUACACUAGAUAUGUUUGUACAGAAUACACGGAAAUGUGUAAAUCUGUAGAUAUCUGGGUUUCUAAAUAGCUUUUAUUUGUGGUAUUAUAUUUCUGGUCUUUUAACUCAAAAUUAAGGUUUGAGCUUUAAUAGGACUAAAUUAUCCACCAUGCCUUGGCCUGUGCCUUUAUUUUAAAUACUGAAAUUUUACUUCUUCACUCAUAUAUUUAUUAUUUUGCUUUUCUUGCUUAAGCAUAAUGGAAAACAUUUAAAGAGACACAUCCCUGGUUAACUUUACCAAGUUGAAUGACUAGAACCUUUCUCUCUUCAUUAGAUUCUUCUCCUUUAUUUUGACUUCAUUGACUUCAUUGAAACAUACUCUGGUGACUAUAACAAAGGAGCUGUUCAGAUUCUGUUUUUUAAAGACUCCCAAGAACCGUGACACUAAUUAUGAUGUGAUUUUGUUGGGUGUCAGGUACAUAAGCAUGAUUCAGAUUGUGAAAAUCACUUCUCUCUUUAUAUAUUUCAAACGUGUUUGAUUUCUGAACUUAGCUGAUUUGAUUUAGCCGUAACUCUAUAGAGACUAUAUUCAUUUAGUCAUUUUAGUGGAUUCCUUCUAUUGCAAGUACUAGUCUGGCUUAAAAAUCACUGUAAGAUUUCGGUUUGCUAUGGAUGCUCUCAGUUACUCUGUCCCCAUGCUUGCCAGUGCAUGGUUGUUAUAGUUUAACCUGUGUGCAAGUAUCCUGAUAACACAUUUUGCUGACUUCUUAAAGCACUUCUACUAAGUUUAAAUUAGUGACACCCAGUGCAGUAUGUACCCUUUUUGUUGUUUCUGUCUUCUUUACAAAACUGUGUAAUUUGGUUAUCUAAAGCAUUAGGUGUAUUUUAAGGGAUGAUAAAAAUACCAAAAACGAAAAAUGUUCAACAGUGUUCUUGUUCCAAAUUAAGAAGAUGAAGCAAAAAGAAAAACAUCAGUGUUUCCCAAGAAAAGCACAUUUAAAAUCCAAAGAAGCACUGUGAUAGUCACUUCAUUUUUCUCCUCUCAACCCACAGUGAAAAGCAGUGUUUUAUAAGUUGUAUAGUCUGCCUGCCCUUUGCUGUAACCAUAAUGAGAACCACAACCAAAGCACAAGAUCUGGGCUUGGCUGUGUUGGGGCAAAGAAUAACAUCACCUAAAGACCAAAGUGGAAAUUUGCAGCUGGCUCCAGAGUUUCCCACAUAGGGAAGAUCGUUUAUCAUUUCAAUACUCAGCUAAUAAUUUUGAGGUACUGUGUAUUUGCCAACAUUUAUAUGGAAAGUUUUAUUCCUAAUGUAAAUUGUUUUAAAAGUACAUUAUUUAAUGAUUUCGCCCACCUAAAAUGUCAUCAUAGGCACUGCAAUCUUUGUUUUUUCUUUAGUUACCCCAAAACCUAGGCCUAUGCUAUAUCUUUUUUUUUUGGUACCAGAGAUCGAACUCGGUACCUUGCACUUGUGAGGCGGAACCACUGAGCUAAAUCCCCGGAUUUAUGCUAUAUCUUGUAUAGACAAUAUAAAUGACACGUGGGACUAUUAUUUUCUGUAUGAUCUAUUGUAUGGUGUAUAUGCUACAUGUUCAUUUAGUGUGCAAGUUGAAAGUAUGAUAGAUUUAUAAAUAGAAGGUGUUUCUAUACAAUGCCCCUGUCCAUUUGAAAUUAUAUGCUUGCCCAAAACACUGUGAAACAGUUACCAAAUUUGUAUAAAUGCAGCAUCUUGAUUCUUUUUAAGAAGAGGUGACUUUGUCUACAUGAACAUAUGAGCAAAAGAGAUUCUAUAUCCGUUCCUAGCCAAGUCAUCUAAGGUUUACUUGGGAUAAUCUCCUUGCUGACCAAAACCUGCUGGGAUGUCACACAGGUUUUGUGCUACCAAAAACACAGUACUCAUAAUAAACUGAUUUGCAGUCAAUGGGUCUGUAUCCAAAGCCUUAACAGGCUCUCUUUCGGAAGGGGAAAGAACUUCAAGUUCAUAAUAUCCAACUUUAUUAUAGUUGAUGAGUUAGUAAAUUAAAAAAUGAUUUUAUAUGUAUGACAUAAAAAUCUUUGUAAAAUGCGCAAGUGCAAUAACUUAAAGAGGUCUUAACUUUGCAUUUAUAAAUUAUAAAUAUUGUACAUGUGUGUAAUUUUUUCAUGUAUUCAUUUGCAGUCUUUGUAUUUAAAAAAUCCUUUAUUGUUAUGUUUGUAUAAUAGAACAGUAAUCAUUUAUUAAAACUUAGGCAAGAUGUAAAUAAAUUCAUAAUUCAAACAGCCAGUACAUAUGCAUAUAUGAGUGUUAUAUCGCAAAAUCUGUUUUACUAACAUGCUUAGAGCAGCAAGAAAUCUUUUGUCGAUAUGUAAUUAUACAUAUAAAGUAUAUAUAUGUAUGAUACAUGAAAUAUAUUUAGAAAUGUUCAUAAUUUUAAUGGAUAUCUUUGGUGUGAAUAAUUGAAUACAGAGUUUUUAAAAUA